Molecule: messenger RNA, 2684 nt
Organism: Aspergillus welwitschiae
Lineage: Eukaryota; Fungi; Ascomycota; Eurotiomycetes; Eurotiales; Aspergillaceae
Product: putative serine palmitoyltransferase 1
Exons: 1
Coding region: 157-2025 (622 amino acids)
Biological process (GO): ceramide biosynthetic process; sphingosine biosynthetic process
Cellular component (GO): serine palmitoyltransferase complex
Molecular function (GO): pyridoxal phosphate binding; serine C-palmitoyltransferase activity
Source: RefSeq, a predicted model, not a curated record
AGGAAUCACGCUUCAGCGACCUCACGAUACAACCUUCCGCUGUUCCCCCUCCCUUCUCACCACACCCUGCUCAGCCGCCGGUAUCCUAGCUGCAUUCUUCAACAUCAGUAUCAUCGCUGGUUGUGGCUGACGGGCCACCUUCAGCCACUCUGCUUCAUGAUGCCUCGCUGGAAGCGCAGUAAACCACGCCCCGAGAAGGAUGCAGCGACCAGCGGCGGCAAGUCCGGUGUAUCUUCCGACUCCCCUGCAGCCCAUUCUACUGCUGUGGCCUCCCUUCGCGCUGUUAGUGGCUGCUCUCCCGAUGCCAUAAGAACGACAGCAGUAACCCAAGACCAGGCACCAUCCGACCCGGAAGCGAUUCGAAAGCUAGCCAAGCAACACGCCGAGUUCGGACCCCUGGGCGAUCCGUCGCAUCUCUACACCAGCGAGCAUCCUGGCGGAGAGAUCCCUGAUCCGGUCAUUGAUGAGCCUCCGUACUUCUUCGUUCUGACCACCUACGUCAGCUUCCUCGUGCUGAUCUUCCUCGGCCACUUCCAUGAUUUCGUGGAUAAGUGGUUUCGCUCCCAUACGUACCGCCACUUGAAACCUCAGAAUGGCUAUGCGUCAUUGUACAGCGAUUUCGAGAGUUUCUAUACGCGACGCUUGAAGCAACGGAUCAAUGACUGCUUCGAGAGGCCGAUCAUUGGUGUUCCGGGCAGGCAUGUUACGCUGUUGGACCGGACGACUGAAGACAACCUCCACUUUAGACUUACGGGCACGACGACGGAUACGCUCAAUCUGAGUUCGUAUAAUUAUCUGGGUUUUGCUCAAUCGGAAGGCCCAUGCACCGACUACGCCGAGGAGGUACUCCGGCGGGAUGGCAUUUGCAUUGCAUCGACUCCCGAGGGGGGGAUUACGAAGCUGCAUGCCGAGGUGGAAGAUCAAAUUGCUCGCUUUGUGGGGAAGGAAGCCGCAGUUGUGUUCUCCAUGGGCUUUGUGACGAAUGCGACUAUCUUCCCUUCCAUCAUGGAAAAGGGAUGCCUGAUCCUGUCCGAUGAACUCAACCAUGCAUCUAUCCGAUUUGGCGCUCGUCUGUCUGGCGCGGCCAUCCAGGUCUUCGCGCACAACAACAUGGCUGACCUGGAAAAGCGUCUCAGGGAGGCAAUCUCUCAAGGUCAGCCCCGCACGCAUAGGCCAUGGAAGAAAAUUCUUGUUACCGUGGAGGGUCUGUUCUCCAUGGAAGGUACCAUGUGCAAUCUUCCUCGGAUACUGGAAUUGAAGAAGAAAUACAAGUUCCACCUGUUUGUGGACGAGGCACACUCCAUUGGAGCCGUUGGACGUCACGGACGCGGAGUCUGUGACUACUUCAAAGUGGAUCCGGCAGAGGUCGACAUCCUGUUGGGAACAUUCACCAAGUCCUUCGGAGCCAACGGUGGCUAUAUCGCGGCCGACAAAGCCAUCAUUGACAAGAUUCGCUGCACAAACGCUGGUCAAAUAUUUGGAGAAGCACCGUCGCUUCCUGUCCUUGCUCAGAUCUACUCCUCGCUGCGACUCAUUGCUGAUGAGGAUCCUCUUCACCCGGGCGAGGGACGGGAGCGGAUGCAGCGCCUGGCCUUCAACUCGCGCUACCUUCGGCUCGGAUUGAAGAGACUGGGUUUCAUCGUCUACGGACACGAUGACUCCCCAAUUGUGCCAUUGAUGCUGUACAAUCCGGCCAAAAUGCCUGCCUUCUCGCGAGAAAUGCUGCGUCGCAAAAUCUCUGUGGUUGUUGUGACCUACCCUGCCACGCCCCUGGAGCUGUCUCGGGCGCGACUCUGCAUCUCAGCCGCCCACACCAAAGACGACCUGGAUCGCAUCCUGCAGGCGUGCGAUGAAAUCGGCGAUGCAUUGGAGCUGAAAUUCUCUUCGGGCAUUGCAGGUGGCUUGAGGGAACCAUUGUCUGCGCACGAUAGCUCCAAGGGACCCAGGACGAUUGAGCCUCCCCGUUGGCCUCUCGAAGAGGUCAUUGCCAGGGGCACGCACGACGCAAAUCAACCGUUAUACUAAGCGGAUGUCACCGCUUAAUGUGACUAGAAAUAAGAUAUUCUAAUGCCGCAUGAUAUUCAAGAAUAUACACGCCAAGAGCAUAUAGCUAAUGCCCUCUUUUUUUUUUGGAUUUGUUUGGGCGCUACGGGUUGUUUGAAUUCUUUCGCUGAACAGAAAAAAGCCGGCAUGUGAAGACGCCAGAGCGUUCUUGAUAAUAUUAAUAUUAAUGUAUACAAUAAUGUUUCCUUUCUAGACAAUAUACAGACCCUCGCUGGACCCGGAGAUCUUGCUCGGUUGGCGUUUACAUCUUGGAUAUUAAGAAAAAUUCUCUGCUAAUCAGACACCAAUGGCUGGUCGAGUUGCAAUAGAAGGUUCGUUUGCUAUUCUGGAAUAUGUAUGUAUGCGACCGUGGAAAAGUCAUAUUUUGAAAUUUGAGUACUAGUAGUAGGGAGUGCCUGGACUGUCUGGGGGAAGACUGGGUCUCUAUCUAGUGUCGCGAUACAGUAUUUGCGGGGUGGACUUAGCAUGGUGUCGAUGGAACAUGACGGCACCAAUUACCACAGUGAAAUAUACCAUCCCAAGGGGUGAAAAGUACACCACUGCCGAUAUAAGUAGUUGUAAUACCCAGCCAACCUAUCCGAACUCCAUCGCAAAACCCAAAUCCACAUGGACUUCAGGAC